AAUUUAUUGGCGUUGCGGACUUGCGGCCCUUGCGGGUAACUGAAUCCGGCCCGGAAUGGCGGAAUCGCAACAUUGGAAAAUACUCAAAUAGGAAAGAAAGAAACCGGCGGGAAACCUUGUGGGUCUCUUAAUUUCUUUUCUGCACUUUGAUUGGCGCUUCACCUCCCUUAUCCGCAUAGAGCAACGUAACUGGAGCGGGAGAAAUCACCUAAACUAAAACAGAAAAAGAAAGAGAAAUCAAUCAAGAGUGACUUUUUGAGCGAGAAGAGAAGCAAAUCCCUGUGUAUUUGGAAGCUAUAGAUCUGCCAGAGACGAUACGGAUGGAGCAGCGGGCGUGAGCGAUAUUUUUCUUGGCGGCGAAGGAGAGCUCUGGAGAAUAGAGCCCGCUACUGGGGGAUACCGCUCUUUGUUGUUGCAAGCCUCCUGCCAAGAAAGGUAAACAUCUAGUAAGUUAGUGGAUAUCGCUUCUCCGAACCAUAACAUCCACCCAUUGUUUCUCUUCUGAUAACGCAGUUCCUAAGUUUUGCUUGCUAGUGAAAGUUGAAUGAUCAAAACCUGUUCCCAGUUCCCUGUUUGGUUGAUGAUCAAUACUAGAUAUAUUUUCUUUCUCCGUUGAGAGCUGAGUCUAGCCUUUGGGAUUUGACGUGCUUGAGGAGAAGAAUGUGGACUUAUCGAAUAAGAAUAUAAGAUAGAGGAAGGUUUUGGACCAAUUAAAUGAACUGGGGAUUCUGUCAAUUACAGAUUGGAUGUACGAACUGAUUAAUGCUUUUGCUGUAUCUCUCGGGUCCCAGAAAAUUGAUUGUUUAUAUGGAUGGGUUGCAUGUCUUGGUGAAAUCAAGUGCUGAAGAUUGUCGAGAUCUAAAGAAGCGAUGGAAGCCAUUAGAGAGAGUGGAAGACAUGCUUGAUAAUUUCGAUUGUGUGUGCUGUCUUUGAUUAUUACAUGGGGCAGAGUUUCUUUUGCAGUAGUCAUUUCCUUGGGAGAAAGUGGAGAUGGUAUCUGGAAGUUGUCCCCGCUUAUAUACGGAGUGCAUAAACUUCAUCUUAAGCUUCUUAUUGAUUUGCUUGGAUUUGUGUUCAGGGAUCUCAUUAAUUAUUGCCUCAACAUCUUCUAUGUAAGUCCAAGUUGUAACCCUUACCACACAAGUCAGCUUCUUAGAGGAGAUAAAGAAGGAACUUGAAGAUCCCAGUACAAGGCCUGUGAGAACAAUGGAUAGAAGUUGGAUACAUGAGCCUAAUAGAUUGAGUGAGAAGUUUUUGAAAGGGCUUUAUAAUUUUAUUCUUUUUGCCAAAGCUUCCGCGAGAGAUGGAAGAUUUGCUUGUCCUUGUCAAAAGUGUGUGAACAUGCAGCGGUUCUCACCAGGUGUUGUUUCUUCUCAUAUACUGGAAAAUGGGUUCUCGCCGGGGUAUACAGAUUGGAUUUUCCACCGAGAUCCAACCUCUCAAACUAGUGAUUCUAGUUAUUCCCACCAAAAUGAUGAUGGACUAAGAGAAGUUGAUGCACAAGAGCAACACGGCGUUCAACAGUUUCUUGAGGAUAUGGCUGUUGGUUAUGAUGAGAUUGAAAAUUCAAGAUCCAGGGUAGAAAAUGAUUGGGGUGAUAGCUCCACUAUUGAUGAUGGCACCCAACCAACUGAGGCAUAUGAAUAUGCCAAAAGGUUCCAUGAUUUAUUGGAAGAAUCUGACGAGGAACUUUUUAGUGGAUGUCGUAAGCAUAGCAAACUCUCAUUUAUCCUUGAGUUAUACAACAAGAAGUGUAUGUAUGGAUGGAGUGAUAAGUCUUUUGAGGACUUACUGACCACAAUGAGGGAGACGUUGCCUGAAGGGGAAAAACUUCCAGAGUCAUCUUACGAAGUCAGAAAGUUAAUUGAUGCAUUGGGUCUUGAUUACCAAACAAUCGAUGCAUGUCCAAAUGAUUGUAUGCUGUUCUGGAAAGAACAUAUUGAUGAGCCUAGAUGCUUACACUGUAAUGCAUACAGAUACAAGGAAGAGACUGAAAGUUCAUCGACUUCAAAAAGAAACAAGAUUCGAAAGGGAGUGAAAGUACUCCGUUGGUUUCCUCUGAUUCCAAGACUUCAAAGGUUAUUCAUGUGCAAAAAGACGGCUUCUUUAAUGAGGUGGCACUUUGAUGAACGCAGGGACGAUGGGUACUUGAGACACCCUGCGGAUGCUCGUGCAUGGAAAGAUUUUGAUAGUCGAUAUGCUGACUUUGCUAAGGAGCCGCGCAAUGUUCGACUAGGACUGGCCACUGAUGGGUUUAACCCUUUUAGGUCAUUAAGUAGCACUCAUAGCAGUUGGCCAGUGGUUGUAACUGCCUACAAUUUGCCGCCCUGGUUAUGCAUGAAACAGUCUUCUUUGUUCUUGUGCUUACUCAUUCCUGGACCUAAAUCACCCGGAGCUAAGAUAGACAUCUACUUGGAGCCCUUUAUUGAAGAGCUGAUUCAUUUAUGGGAAAAAGGAGUUGAUACAUAUGAUGCUCACGCGAAGACUACUUUCAAGUUGCAUGCAUCGUUGCUAUGGACUAUAAAUGACUUUCCGGCUUAUAGCAUGUUAUCAGGUUGGAGAACGAAAAAAGGCUAUGGAUGUCCAUGCUGUGGCUUCAAUACUUGGUCAAAAUGGUUAACGCAUGGUAACAAAUAUUGUUUUUUGGGGCAUCGUCGGUUUUUAAGCUAUGAUCAUUCAUGGAGAAGAAAUAAGAAAUGUUUUGAUGGCACUGAAGAGUUGAGAGGACCACCUGUUCGGAUGACCGGAUCUUGCAUUCGUGAUUUAUGGGAUUCUAAUGGAUCAACAAGGGAUCUAAAUGGUACAAACAUAAACAUCACGGAGGGGUGCAACAAGAAAAGCAUAUUUUUUCGUCUUCCUUAUUGGGAGUACAAUCGAGUUAGACAUAACCUUGAUGUCAUGCACAUUGAAAAGAAUGUAUGUGAUAACAUUUUAGACACAUUGUUAAGUGUUCGAGGGAAAACCAAGGAUAACUUGAAGGCUCGCUUUGAUAUGCAGGAAAUGGGUAUAAGACGCACUCUUCACCCAUUUAAGUUGCCUACUGGGAAAUACGAAGCAGCCCCCGCUCUUUUUGAGAUGUCUUCGACAGAGAAAAAACAAAUGCUUCGUGUGCUAAAACAUGUGAAGGUACCUGAUGGAUAUUCUUCCAACAUAUCUCGUUGUGUAGAUGUGAAACACAAGAAGAUAAGUGGUUUGAAAAGUCAUGAUUGUCAUGUAUUACUACAUGAUUUGUUACCAGUAGCAGUGAGGGGAUGUCUGAAAGAUAGAGUAGCUAGAGCCUUAAUUGAUUUGAGUGCUUAUUUUAGAGAACUAAGUUCUAAAGUUCUUAAAGUAAGUCGUCUUGAGGAGAUGGAAGUAGAGAUUGGAGAAAUAUUGGCUCGUAUGGAGAUGAUAUUUCCUCCAUCAUUUUUUACUAUCAUGGUCCACUUGGUCGUACAUCUUGUAGAAGAGGCCAAAUGGAAUGGACCCGUGCAAUAUCGAUGGAUGUAUCCAAUAGAGAGGUACUUGAUGACACUCAAAGCUCAUGUUGGGAACAAGGCUUAUCCUGAAGCCUCAAUUGCUCAAUGGUACAUUGCAAAUGAAGCAAUUACAUUUUGCUCUAGAUACUUUGAAGGAGUCAGAACAAGAUUUAAUAAACCUGCAAGAAAUAGUGAUGACAUGGAUCUAUUGAGAACGGAAGAUUCCCCUGUGAACACUACUUCGGGUCAUCCCAUUGGAAAAGUAGAAAAUAUUAUCCUUGAUCCUACUUCUUGGGUUCAGGCUCACCGAUAUGUGCUAUACAACUCAAAGGAAGUUCUCCCAUACAUAGAAGAGCAUAAGGAUGAGAUUAAAAGGAAACUUUCAAGCAGAAAUCGUAGAAAUAAUGCUUCUCGUCUAAUUGAAAUUGAGAAAGUCCACCAUUCCACCUUUGUUGAUUGGUUCAAAGGACGGGUAGCUAGGCUAGAGGAGAUGCAUGAUCCGCGAUUUACUGCUGAACUGAAAGGGCUAGCCCGAGGUCCGAACUAUGGGGUUAGACAAUUUAAAGGUUACAUCACCAAGGGAGUCAGAUAUCAUGCAAACUGUCGUGAAGAGGAAAGAAAAACUCAAAACAGUGGCGUUGUUGUAGCAACAAAGACCUCAAGUUUAGAAGGUGAAAUUUUAUAUUAUGGACGGAUAAUUGACAUGAUUGAGUUGAACUACUUCGAAAGGUUCAGAGUAGCUCUAUUUAAGUGUGAAUGGGUUGACGUGGAACGUGGAAGAGGGUUGAAAAAAGAUGCAUACGGAUAUACUAUGGUGAAUUUUUCAAGAUUGAUUCACACAGGGUCUAAUAUACGUGAUGAGCCUUUUGUCUUUGCAGAUCAAGUUAGGCCUGUAUUUUACAUUAAAGAUUCACAGGAACCUGAUUGGUAUGUGGCACUUCGAACAAAGCCUAGAGACACAUAUGAAUUAGGUGAUGAAUUAGUUUAUCAAUCGAAAAAUGCGGAUCAAUCACUCUCGGUGGAAAACGCUGGUCCAGCUAGUGAAGAUGAAAAUUGGGUUCGUAAUGAUUUACGUCCUGUAGCAUUUGAGUAUGUAGAUCCUGGUGUCGCUGCUACAACGAGUGUCAUGUCGGAAGAUGAAGCAUAGACUUUGGAAGUUUUACUUUUCAAUUUGACUUUUCAUUUUUCCGAUGAACAUUGAGUUGUACUUAGUUUCCAUUUGAAAUGACAAUGUUGAUUCACUCGAAUUGUGUGAUAAAAAAAUUAGCUGAAUGUUUUCUUAAAUGUUCCUGUUAUCAAUUGGAGUGCAUUGAAUAAUUGGUGCGGAGCCUGUUGGAAGCAACAUAUUAUCCGGGGGUAAGCCUGGAUUCAAGCCAUUGGGGGAUGAAGAGGUGUACAGCUUUAGGUCUGAUCAGAAUACGGAAAUACAUGUGUUAUGUCUGCACAUAGCUACUGAAUGCCUCUUCUAAAAGCUUCCCUCCUUCAUUGUCAUUUCUAAUUGAAGAUGUAUUGGUUUAAAUGUAUGCAGAUAGUGUGUUGGUCUUGAUUUUUAGUCCACCUGGUUAUGGAGUUGGGCUAUUGGACACAAGGCGGUAUGGUGAAGUGUGCUAAGUGGAGAUUUAUGGACUUACCACGAUUCACAUGAAUUUUAGAUGAUGAAAUUCAGAAAGGUCUGGAUAAUCGAAUUCCUCAUCUAUGGGAUUGGCACUGGGUGCAAUCAUAGAAACCUCCAGAGUUGCUUCUUGGGGCAACAAAGUAUGGUCCAGCUGUUGAUAUGUGGUCUGUUGGCUGUAUCUUGCUGAGCUUCACCCUUAUCUGCAUAGCGCGCAACUGCAGCUGCAGACAGACUUCUAAACUAUAAAAAAAAAACGUGAGUAACUUCGACAGCUAGCAACUUUUUGAGCUAAAACAGAAGCAAAUCCCUAGCGCAGAGACAUCCGUCAGCGCGGAUUGCCUGGUGGGCCUGAUAGAUAUUCUUCUUGGCGAGGAGAGCUCGGGUAAACCAAGACCGCCACCUGAGAUCGAAGCUAGGGGAGAGAAAAACCAUCACCUGCGCCCUCGAAUUGUAUUGUCUCAGAGGUUUUUCGAAUUUUCGGCUGUGGCCUGAGAUUUCCCCUUGCGCCUACGAAUCAGGAUCAAUUCAAUGCGAGUAUGACCCAUGUUCAAGCCAUAUCCAUCUUGAUCUCCACCUUUCACCAUGGCAAGAAUCCUUUGGCUAUUGAUCAGAGAACCUUUGCCAAGUACACAGAAAAAACAGCUUUUGAGAGGCCAUUAAUGAGUGGUGUGGCAUAUGCUAUAAGGGUCCUUCACUUGGAAAGGGAGAAGUUCGAGAGGCAACAAGGUUGGUCCAUAAGAAGAUGAACACCGUUCAACAAAAUCCAGUUCAUAAGGACAUUCACAUGCCAGAGAAGUUUGAGCCAUCUCCAGUCCAAGAGGAAUAUGCUCCAGUGAUCUUGGCUCAAGAUACUGUUGCUCAUAUGGUUUCUCUUGAUCUGCUGUCCGGGAAAGAAGAUUGUGACAAUGCGAUACGAGCAAGAGAAUCCGGGAAAGGGGUACUAACUACUCCUUUUAGGUUAUUGAAAACCAAUCGCCUUGGUGUAAUUUUGACAUUUGCUGUCUAUAAAAGGGAUCUCCCUGCAGAUGCAACUCCAAAGGACAGGGUGGAAGCUACUGAUGGGUAUAUAUUAUUUUUGGCAUUAUUUUUUAGGUAUUUGGAAGGUAUCUUCGACAUCGAGUCACUCGCAGAGAACUUAUUUCAACAGUUUGCAGGCAAAAAAACCAUCCUGGUUAACCUAUAUGACACAACUAAUCGUUCUCAGCCAAUCAGUAUGUAUGGCUCCGAAGUAUAUGUGGACAAAUUGGAGCACGUGAUUGCUCUUAACUUCGGUGACCCCCUUCGAAACCAUGAAAUGCGUUGCAGAUUCAAGCACAAAGCUCCAUUGUCGUGGCUUGCAAUAACGACUACAGGUUCUACUCUUGUGAUUACUUUGCUUCUCGGAUACAUAGUCUUUGCAACCAUGAACCAUAUGGCCAAAGUACAGGAGGAAUACAAUCGGAUGGUUGAGUUAAAGAAAAAGGCUGAGGCUGCUGAUGUUGCAAAGUCUCAGUUUCUUUCUACUGUUUCUCACGAGAUUAGGACCCCAAUGCAUGGUGUAUUAGGAAUAUUAGAUAUCCUUCUAGACACUGAUCUUGAUGUGACGCAACAAGACCAUGUCCGAACCGCACAAGCUAGUGGAAAAACUCUUGUCUCACUUCUGAAUGAGGUGUUGGACCAAGCAAAGAUAGAGUCUGGGAAGCUUGAUCUUGAAUCCGUACCGUUUGACCUUAGAGCCAUUAUGGACGAUGUUUUGUCUCUCUUCUCUGGGAAGUCUCAGGAGAAUGGGGUUGAGCUGGCAGUCUAUAUCUCUCACCGUGUUCCUGAUAUGCUCAUCGGUGAUCCGGGAAGGUUCCGACAAAUCAUCACCAAUCUCAUGGGAAACUCAAUUAAAUUCACUGAGAAAGGACACAUUUUUGUUACUGUCCAUCUUGUUGAGGAAGUGAUGGAAACCACAGACAUUGAAAGAGAAGCAUCAUCAAGAAACACACUGAGCGGGUUUCCUGUACCAGAUAAACGCCGUAGUUGGGCAGGAUUCAAAAAUAUUGGUCAAGAUGGACGCAAUUGCUCUCUCUCUCCCGACCGUAUCAGUGUGAUUGUGUCGGUGGAGGAUACAGGAGAAGGUAUUCCUCAAGAAGCUCAACCUCGCAUCUUUACUCCUUUUGUUCAAGUUGGUUCAUCCAUCUCUAGGAAACAAGCAGGAACCGGAAUUGGCCUUAGCAUAAGCAAAUGUUUGGUGACCCUAAUGGAUGGAGAACUUGGGUUUGUGAGCAUACCAAAGGUUGGUUCCACCUUCACAUUUACCGCGAGUUUUACAAUUGGUUGCUCGAAACAAUCUAAGAUUAUCUACCCAGAGUUUCAAUGCAUGAGAGCCUUAGUCGUUGAUUCUAGGCAAGUUAGAGCCAUUGUCUCUAAAUACCAUGUGCAAAGGCUUGGAAUUCAAGUAGAAGUAGUUCCUUCUUUAGACCAUGCUUUGUCUACUAUAAGUAUCGGGAAUGCGAUUUUCAGCAUGGUCCUAGUUGAACAAGUUGUUUGGGAUGCGGAUUCAGCAGUUUCUUCUCUCUUUGUCAACAAAUUAAGAAAACUUGACCAGCAACUUAGUUCAAAGCUAUUCAUCCUAGCAAACUCUGUUAACCAUUCCAAAAAAAGAGACAUGCUUGAGCUUCAUGGGUUGAGUAUAAUCAUGAAACCACUGAGGUCAAGUAUGUUGGCUGCGUCUUUGCAAAGAGCCAUAGGUGUGGGGAACAAGGGGAAUCUUCGGAAGCUCUCUAGUUUGUCUCUUUCGGGAUUACUUGCUGGAAGGAAGAUUCUUGUUGUGGAUGACAAUUAUGUGAACCUUAAGGUAGCUGCUGGUGCCUUGAAAAGAUAUGGAGCUGAUGUGGUCUUGGCUGAGAGUGGCGAGAAGGCAAUCUCUUUUCUCGAGCCUCCUCACACAUUUGAUGCCUGCUUCAUGGACAUCCAAAUGCCUGCAAUAGAUGGCUUUGAAGCUACAAGAAGAAUUAGGGAAAUGGAAGAUAACAUCAAUGACCGAAUUCAGAAUGGAGACGCAUCAAUUGAAGCAUGUAGAAAUAUCUCAAAUUGGCAUGUACCUAUAUUGGCAAUGACAGCUGAUGUCAUCCAAGCUACACAAGAUGAAUGCAUUCGAUGUGGGAUGGAUGGAUAUAUUUCCAAACCGUUUGAAGGCGAGCAUUUGUAUCGGGAACUUUCGCGUUUUUUCACAAGUUCACCUCUGAUGAAAUGUAUAGAGAACUUUUGAAUGAUUGGAUAGCUCAAUCAGAAGAAUGGUUCCUUGGUCAGUUCGUAAACUGCUCAAAUGGUUGUCAUAUUUCGCUCCUAUAUAGUGAUUCUGGAACUUGAAUGAAGGAACACUUUUUCAUGCAAGCUUCCACUUAUCGGCAAAUAUCUAACUAACCUCAUCGGGUGAUCCACAAAGCUCAAAAAUCUUGCAUGAUCGUCAUAUCAUUAAAUAAUAAAUUAUUUAAUUUUAUGGAG
Molecule: messenger RNA, 8544 nt
Organism: Linum tenue
Lineage: Eukaryota; Viridiplantae; Streptophyta; Magnoliopsida; Malpighiales; Linaceae
Source: the annotation of a GenBank genome assembly